AAUCUAUUCACGAUUACAUAUUGACAGGGUGGUUAAAAAUGAAUAAAUAUUUGUACCUUCCUAAUUUACUAUCUGCUAAAGUCAUGCUAUUUUCAGGCUGUGCCAAAAGUAAAGUGUUAGGUUGUGUAAAAAAAUUAAUUUAGGUGUGCUUUAGGUAGCCCACGUGAGAAACUAAACUUUUAAAAAGUUAAGCACAGCUAAAUAAUAUACUCCAUAUCUUGCUUCAUAUAUACAUAAAAACCUUUCUGAAAAAGGCUUUAUAAAAUUGUUGAUCAUUUUGAUCAGAAAACACUAAAACAUGAGUACUGCAUAUCGUUAUGGAGUUUGGUUUGUGAAAGGUAUUCGUGAGUUCACAAAAGCUGGAUACGAUGUCGCAUCAAAAAAUUUCGAAUCUCUUGAUGGUAUCUCUGUUAAUGGAAGGUCUUAUCUAAUUACUGGUGCUAACAGUGGCAUAGGUAAAGAAACUGCAAUGGAGAUUGCAAAACGAGGAGGUACUAUUCAUAUGGUUUGUCGAAAUGAAGUAAAAGGUAAAGAAGCUCAAGAUGAAAUCAAAACACAUUCUGGAAACGACGAUGUUCAUCUUCACAUCUUGGACAUGUCUGAACCGCAGAAGGUCUAUUUAUUUGCAAAGCAGUUUGUUGAGACAUCGAAACCACUGCAUGUUAUUAUAAACAAUGCUGGUUGUAUGGAGAACACAAGAGUUUUGACUGAAGAUGGUUUAGAAAAGAACUUUGCUACUAACACAUUGGGAACAUAUGUGCUGACGUCAUCAUUAAUUGAUCACAUUAAAAAAUUUGACUCGCCCCAGGUUAUAACUGUCACUUCAGGUGGUAUGUUGUUAGUGAAACUUAAGUUGGACGACCUACAAUUAGAAGAGAUGAAUCCCUUCGAUGGAGCUGUUGCUUAUUCUCUCAACAAACGUCAACAGGUUGUGAUGACUGAUCAUUGGACGAAACAACACCCACAAAUACAAUUCACAACAAUGCAUCCAGGAUGGGCAGACACUCCUGCAGUGCGACUGUCAUUACCAGAUUUCCAUCGCAGAAUGGGAGACAGGUUGCGUACACCGUACCAAGGCGCUGAUACCCUUAUUUGGUUGUGUGUGUCAGAAACAGCCAGGAAGCUCCCUGGAGGAGGGUUUUAUCAAGAUCGAAAGAGUGUAAAAAAACAUUUACCGUUAGCAUGGACUAAAUCUUCAACGGAAGAAGAAGACUUGUUUGUGAAGAAAUUGGAAGAAAUCUCGUCAAAAUAUACACAGUGACGAAUCUAUAUUUUAUAUUUCAACAAAGAUGUCUUCUGCGACUAAAACAGUCCUCGAAUCUUGUGACUGACUCCACAGACUGUAAAGAAUGUAUAUUUUUACAAAAGAAAGGCAGAAAAAAUGUCGUUAUUACCAGUUUUACCUCUUUUGUUUAGAUUUUGUUCUGCUUUUUGUAUCAUUGCACCUUAAAUAGGUUUCCAUAAUUAAUCAUUCUAUACGUUCGUCUGUUUUGAUGGUUUAAGUAUUAACAAAUCUCUUCGUUGUGAGGUUGAGUAAUAUAGAAGUUUUUGGAAAUAAGGUAGUACGGUCGUACUUUAUAAACAUUUUGCACCUCUCAAACUGUUUACUGUUCUGUUAUGUUUUAUAUGCUAAUGAAAAUUUAGAAUUAGAUUGUGUAAAAUUAUUUUUGUGGAUACUUAAUUGUGUUUUGUUUCAGUCAAAUAUAUUGUUAGAGGAUCGUUUAUUAAAUUAAAAUUAUAAAAAAAGGCUGGUUCUGUGUUAUAUAAAUAGAAUUUGUAACAAAAAUUUAAAAACUGAUUAAAAAAAUUUAUAGAAAUAGAAAAA
Hydractinia symbiolongicarpus is the source of this 1825-nucleotide messenger RNA. Its product is annotated as dehydrogenase/reductase SDR family member 12-like. Bases 299 to 1261 code for a protein of 320 amino acids. The transcript is spliced from 5 exons. The record is from RefSeq and is a predicted model, not a curated record. NCBI's taxonomy places the organism in Eukaryota, Metazoa, Cnidaria, Hydrozoa, Anthoathecata, Hydractiniidae.